Messenger RNA from Pollicipes pollicipes, 1668 nucleotides. RefSeq names its product protein spinster homolog 1-like. Gene Ontology annotation, biological process: transmembrane transport. The record is from RefSeq and is a predicted model, not a curated record. The transcript has 8 exons. Lineage: Eukaryota; Metazoa; Arthropoda; Thecostraca; Pollicipedomorpha; Pollicipedidae. Bases 1 to 1191 code for a protein of 396 amino acids. Gene Ontology annotation, cellular component: membrane. Gene Ontology annotation, molecular function: transmembrane transporter activity.
AUGCCGCUGACGACGCCCAGCCGGGCGGCCAGACGCUGGGUCCUGCUGACAGUGGCCUGCAUUUUCUGGUCCACCUGCUUGUUCCUCACCGGGUUCGUGAAGGAGUACUGGCAGCUGGCCGCGCUUCGCUUCGGCAUCGGGUUCGGCGAGGCGGGAUGCACUCCGUUCGCCGCAUCGCUGCUGGCCGACUACUUCGCCCCAGAGCUGCGUGGCACCGCGCUCGGCGUCUACAACUGGGGCAUCUACUUCGGCUACUCCAUGGCCUACGCCGUCGGCAACUUCAUCACGAACGCCGACAUCCUCGGCAUGGGCUGGCGAUGGUCGUACCUGCUGUCGGGAGGUCCCGGUAUCUUGCUGGGCGUGCUGAUCCUGCUGACGAUGAAGGAGCCGUCGCGGACCGGCACCAGCGCCGCCAGCAAGGCGGCCUCGGCACAGCUGACGUCGGUGCAGAAGCUGCUUGUAACGUUGCGCUUCUUCUUCCGACCAAUGGUCAUCCUGCUCUGCCUGGCUGGAGGCAUCAGAAACGCAGCCGGCUACGUCUGGUCGUACAGCACGCAGAACUACUUCGAGGGCAUCGGGCAGACGUCCACCCAGAUCGGCUCCUACAUGUCCUGGAUCCCGCUGGUGGCCGGCUCCAUCAGCGUGGUGUUCGGCGGCUUCAUCUCGGACCGGGUGGUGAGCAGGCUCGGCCCUCUCGGCCGCAUCUGGGUCAUCAUCAUCUCCCAGCUGCUGGCCGCGCCGUUCGUGUUCGGCGUGCUCUUCCUGGAGCCGCCCUGGGCCUACAUCAGCCUCAUCCCCACCUACAUCAUCGGCGAGAUGUGGGUGCCGAUCACGCUGGCCAAGCUGGUGGAGAUGGCGCCGGCUGAGGUACGCACGUCCGCCGUCGCCUUCUAUUAUUUCGUCAUCACCAACAUCGGCGGCAACAUGCCGCUGCUGGUGGACCCGGUCAAGAAGGCCUUCAGCAACGCUGGCUACAACGAUGUCGACUCGCUUCGCGACACACUGUACCUUUUCUACCCUGGCGAGUACAUCUUGGGCGCGUUACUCUAUUUGCUGGCGCUGCUGGCGCUGCGCCGGGACCUGGCGCGCGCCCAGCGCGACGGCCCCCUGGUGGAGAAGAAGACAGGCAGCGAUACGGUGGGCGAGACAAACGACGCCUACCUGCCGGAGACGCCCACCGAUGACCCGUGAGCGGAUCUUCGCCGCCCACCGAUGACUCGUGAGCAGACUUCCGCCGCCCACCGAUGACCCGUGAGCGGACCUCCGCCGCCUACCGAUGACUCGCGAGCGGACCUCCGCCGCCCACCGAUGACUCGUGAGCGGACCUCCGCCGCCCAUCGAUGACCCGUGAGCAGACUUCCGCCGCCUACCGAUGACCCGUGAGCGGACCUCCGCCGCCUACCGAUGACUCGUGAGCGGACUCCGCCGCCCACCGAUGACCUGUGAGCAGACCUCCGCCGCCCACCGAUGCCCAUCAGCGGACCCCCGCCGCCCUAUCCCAGUGACAGUGUAACAUGUGGAGGCUCGUCGAGAUGCUCCGCCCGUGAUAUUGACGCACGUGUUUCACAUGCUUUACCAUAUACUCAAUUGUUGUGUGUGCACAAGCAUAGUGGAGUCUGUGAUGGUGUGCGAUGUUCCCAAGAGCGAUUUUAGAUGAGGUUAGAUGAC